UAUGCUGUGUUAUCUCAUCGAUGGUCGGACGACGAGCUAUCCUUGCAAGAUAUGGAGCAGUCUCACAGACGCACCGAAUCUCAUGGCUGGUGGAAGUUAUCCAUGUUUUGUAAACAGGCUGCCGAACAAGGCAUCCGUUUUGCUUGGAUUGAUACGUGUUGCAUCGAUAAGACUAGUAGCGCCGAGUUGGACGAGUCCAUACGCUCCAUGUUCCGAUGGUAUCAGAACUCCACCACUUGCAUCAUUCAUCUAGCCCAGACGACUUCUCUCGAACACGUGGGUGGUGACGAAUGGUUCCGCCGAGGCUGGACAUUACAAGAACUACUAGCGCCGAACGUAAUCCAGCUCCAAGGCGCGGCAUGGCAGACGCUUGCCCCUGCUAUCGACAAAUUGGCAUACCCAUACGAAGCCGCGACAGGGCCUCUCUCUCAUUACCCCUACUCCCUCUAUUACAUCUGCGAAGCCGUUGGAAUGAGCGUAGAAAGCUUUCUCGGUUUCUCUCCAUCUCCCACAUGUGUAGACCAGCGAAUGGUGUGGGCGGCGAAUCGAGACGUCACACGGGGCGAAGACACGGCAUACUCACUGAUGGGCAUCUUCGACGUUUCAAUAUCCACUGCAUACGGGGAAGGAGCCGAAAGAGCAUUCUGCCGCCUGGUUGAAGCGAUCAUGAUGGCAGGAGAUCUGUCGGUGCUCAACUGGAGCGGACCC
Molecule: messenger RNA, 708 nt
Organism: Coniophora puteana RWD-64-598 SS2
Lineage: Eukaryota; Fungi; Basidiomycota; Agaricomycetes; Boletales; Coniophoraceae
Product: HET-domain-containing protein
Exons: 1
Source: RefSeq, a predicted model, not a curated record